Molecule: messenger RNA, 636 nt
Organism: Lactuca saligna
Lineage: Eukaryota; Viridiplantae; Streptophyta; Magnoliopsida; Asterales; Asteraceae
Source: the annotation of a GenBank genome assembly
AUGGAGUUCUACGCUGAUGACCUGGUUCCAUGGCUAGAAAACCAGACCUCGAACCUUGCCACCGGAUCCGCCAGCACAUCAGUAACCAUGGCCAUGGACGCGUUAGUGCCAAGCUCCAACACCCAUUUGCAAACGUUGCGAUCAGAUGCUAAUGGCUCUGUGGGUAUUUUAUGGUAUCAUGGUGGAAAAGAAGGUCGACCGAUCUCCUCGAUCAAUUUCAUCAGGAACCACUUACAAUUUCUAGGGCUAUUCGAAUUCAUCCGGUUAGGAUCUACCUUCGAUUUCAUUAUGAACAAGCACUCAUUUGAUUCUUGGAUGAACACAUCUUCAGAUUCUGGUACUUAUAACUCCACUUCCUCCCAUCUCGGUUUUCCGGUCACAACCAGCACAUUCUGGUUCUUCUUCCUCAAUAUAAACUCAAUGGAAAUCAUUUGUGAUCUUUAUUCUCAAUGUUUAAGUUGUAGGUCAAAUAAGGAAAAAGAAGUUGCAGAAGUUGUUGGUAGCGAUAAAGCGAAGGGAAGAAGAGCAGCAGUGGGUCGCAACAGGGAAAUGGGGCUUAGGUUGCUGAUUUUCGGAGGUAUAAGGUGGGAAAAUGGGUGCUGGCAGUGGUGUUUCUUGGUGGUUUACCGUGGUUGA